GUGCGGACCUGUCUUGGAGGAAGGAUGGUUCCGAGGUUCCGAGGAGAUAAUGGGGCGGCAGGUAGAAAGAUGUGUGAUCCAGAGGACAAUGCUAUCAAUCUUAUAGAGAUGGAGUUUCAAGAUGGUACACUUUACUUCAAAGCUGAAGAUGACGAUCUCCUGGAAUCAGAUAGUUUCCAUAAGUUCGAAGACCCCAGAAAUGCAAUCUUAAGAAACUUGAACAAUCAAGUUCUCAUGAAAAGAAGUGGGAUGGACGUUGCUGUGCUCGAGGAUAUGGUUGAUAGUGAGAUUCAAGCAAACGCACCCCAAACUAUAUUUAUAAUCCAAGCCUAUAAAGAGACUGUACCCAAUGGUUUGGCAAUAGCCAUCUUGGUGAGGAAUAAAAACCAGAUUUAUAGUCUGUCCUGCCAGAACAAAGAACUUCAAUUUAAGGAAGGUCCUGCUCCAAAUCAUAUUGCCUCUACAGCAAGUGAUUUUAUAUUCUACCAAAAGAAGGUUAUAGGUCAUGAGAAGAUGCAAUUUGAGUCUUCAUUGUACCCAGGAUAUUUUCUGGCUUGUGAGAAGGAACAGCAGGGCUAUUUUAAACUUGUUUUAAAAGAAGGCUGUCAAGAAGAGGAUAAGUUUAUGAUGUUUAUUGUUCAGUAUUGCUAGAAAAAAGAUACAUAAAACCACUUUGAAAAAAUGUCUUGGGACAACAGAGAAAAAAACGUAUGAGUAGAAAACACACACACACACACACACACACACAAAUUCUUAGUGACUUCUAAAAGAAAUUCAUCCACUUAAUUAAAAUUUUAAAGUCAAGAAAUAAAGACCCAGUAUAACGAACGCAAUGAUAUAAA
Messenger RNA from Trichosurus vulpecula (common brushtail), 842 nucleotides. RefSeq names its product interleukin 18 (gene IL18). Bases 25 to 651 code for a protein of 208 amino acids. The record is from RefSeq and is a predicted model, not a curated record. The transcript is spliced from 7 exons. Gene Ontology annotation, molecular function: cytokine activity. NCBI's taxonomy places the organism in Eukaryota, Metazoa, Chordata, Mammalia, Diprotodontia, Phalangeridae. Gene Ontology annotation, biological process: immune response; inflammatory response.